GAGAAUGUAUUCACACAUAUUUCUUGUUUCAUUUUUCAGGUUCAACUGCGAAUGGAUCCCGUAUAAUGACGUGGUGGAACAGCCAGAGGUCGACUUAUGACAAACUUACCCGAAGUGUGUCUGGUCAGGGCGCCAAACGGCUGGCACCUCGUGAAGAGCGUUUGAAGGAACGCCUGACAUUUCUCAGCGGUCAUGUGUACAGAGUGCCCAAACGAGCCGGGGUUAAUCUCAUGCAACGACUUCGUGAAAAGCAUCCCGAUAGAUUCAACGAACCCGCAUCUCAGGAUAUGCCGCAACGGGAUUCAGACACCGAUUCCGAGCAUGAGCAGACCAUUCCUACAGUCACGCAGACAGAAGAAAACGUCCGUAACUGCAACCAGACGGCCGUCAGCUCUACCUCUAGAAAGCAGAAACUGUCUCAUCUUCUUCUGGAGAAAAUCGAGAAGAGAAUAGCCGCCAACCAGCAGCAAAUGAGCCAGAUUAUCCAGCAGGAGGACAACCCACGAGCGGCUUUUGUUCGCAUGGUAGGGCUUUCGGCGGCACAGAUGGACGACGAAGCAUUUGAGGGACUACAGUUGGAUGCCAAUAAUUUACUGGUGAAGUAUAAGCGGGAGUCCAGGGCCAGGGCUCAGGCUGCAUUGGUGAGCCAGGCCCAACCACGUCAGCCGACAUGUCCCAGACGCAGCCAGGUGCCAGCAACUAUCAGACCGUUGGGGACGUACAAUUAG
Molecule: messenger RNA, 728 nt
Organism: Mercenaria mercenaria
Lineage: Eukaryota; Metazoa; Mollusca; Bivalvia; Venerida; Veneridae
Exons: 3
Coding region: 66-728 (220 amino acids)
Source: RefSeq, a predicted model, not a curated record